Molecule: messenger RNA, 476 nt
Organism: Heterobasidion irregulare TC 32-1
Lineage: Eukaryota; Fungi; Basidiomycota; Agaricomycetes; Russulales; Bondarzewiaceae
Exons: 1
Coding region: 5-304 (99 amino acids)
Source: RefSeq, a predicted model, not a curated record
GGGGAUGAUGGUUGGUAUAUUCCAUUGUAUCUCCAUGACGACGUUUUACGGACGAGCAUGCCACGAACCGUUCUCAACAGGAGUGUUCGUGCUUGAAGAUUGUUGUGCUGUGAAGUGUUUCGGAGUCGUAUCAUUCCUCGUAUUCCGCUUUCUGAACUCCGUUGCUUUUUCUUGGUCAAUUCGACUAUCACUUUCUCUUGAUGCGAGACCUGGCAUCAACCAUGUUUAUCCUGUGAUUGCUCUAUCCACUCGUCCGGGUGCUCUGCACUCGCUGACAGGUCCUACUGUUUUGCUUUUUAUUUGAUUAUUUCUCGCUUUGCUUGCUACUACCAACUCGAUGUUUUCCUUUUCAGGUUGUCGAUGUUCUUUGUUUUACACGCUUCUCGUCUAUAGGUUUGCACGUCAAUGCCCUCGAUGGAUGGCAGCGCUAUCUAUGGUGGCUGAUCUUUCGUAUUUCUAAAAAAUUCAUCUCGAAU